UUGGUAAACGUACAGUAUAGCAACAAAACUAAAAUGAAGAAAACUGAGUUUACAAUCACAACAAUCCUUUCAUUGGUGAUUUUAGUGCUAGUGUUUUUUUUUUUUAUCAAGUACCAUUGGAAUAGGAGAUGGCUCUAUUACCACGCGAUGAAGUUACCGGGACCAUGGGCUUUGCCCAUCCUCGGAAGUGCCCAUUUGUUUCACGGAGGAUACGACGACAUGUAUCAAGCAAUGUUGCGAUUGACCAAAUCACAGCCACCUCUCUUCAAAAUCUGGUUAGGCCAAGACCUGAUUUUCGUUACUUCACGACCGGAAGAUUGUGAAAUUAUUUUGAGUAAAUGCUUCACAAAGGGAAAAUUUGCCACAUUUAUGGACCCAAUUUUCUGGGAGGGAUUACUAACAGCUCCAGCUAUUAAGUGGAAAAGCCACCGAAAAAUCAUAAACCCGUCGUUCAAUAUCCAGAUUUUAAACUCAUUUAUUGGCGUUUUUAACAAACACUCGAAAAAACUGGUCGAAAAGAUGCGAAAACACGCCGGUUCUGACUCGGUUGAUGUUUCCUAUUGGCUGUUCCGCAACACUAUUGAUAUUUCAUGUGAAACUUUGAUGGACAUUGACGCUGAUUUAAUCAAAGGACAAGAGGAAUACAUUGAUGAUUGCAUCAAGGCGGAAAAAUACUCAUCAACUCGCAUGAUCGGGGUGUGGUACCACCCUGAAUUCAUUUGGAAACACUCUCCCCUAGGAAAGUUAACCAAAGCCACCUCUGACAAAAUUUUGGACUUCGUCAGAAAAAUAAUCAAACUCAAAAAACUAGAACCAGAACCACUUUUAAAAAACUGUGGCGACUUUCCGGACGAUUCCAUGCGAAAAAAACAUUUCCUAAACAAUCUGCUCAAAAUGUCCGAAAAUAUGACCGAUGACGACAUUUUGGAAGAAACCCAAACCAUGUUAGUUGCAGCUAGUGAAACAACUGCCUUGACCAUGGCCACCGUUCUACUCACUUUGGCCAUUUUUCCACAAGUUCAGGUU
Tribolium castaneum (red flour beetle) is the source of this 1026-nucleotide messenger RNA. Its product is annotated as cytochrome P450 4C1. Gene Ontology annotation, molecular function: oxidoreductase activity, acting on paired donors, with incorporation or reduction of molecular oxygen; heme binding; iron ion binding. The transcript is spliced from 6 exons. NCBI's taxonomy places the organism in Eukaryota, Metazoa, Arthropoda, Insecta, Coleoptera, Tenebrionidae. The record is from RefSeq and is a predicted model, not a curated record. The annotation marks the transcript as partial.